This is a messenger RNA of Cercospora beticola, 507 nucleotides long. RefSeq names its product acyl-CoA thioesterase. NCBI's taxonomy places the organism in Eukaryota, Fungi, Ascomycota, Dothideomycetes, Mycosphaerellales, Mycosphaerellaceae. The record is from RefSeq and is a predicted model, not a curated record. Gene Ontology annotation, cellular component: mitochondrion. Gene Ontology annotation, molecular function: fatty acyl-CoA hydrolase activity.
AUGUCGCAAGCACUAGGCCUUGACUUGAAAGCAAAGAAGUUGAGGAAACGCAGCGAUUAUGUUUACCUCGAAGACUACCGGUCGCGAUGGAACGAUAAUGACAUCCAUAUGAAUAAUCCUAUCUACGGCGUCCUCAUUGAUUCGAUUAUCAACUCUUAUCUCAUACAGAAGACUGGGUACCGACCUGGAUAUUCCGAUGAUGCUAGCGAUCACAUAGGACUUGUCGGCUCUUCGUAUUGCGACUACUUUGGAGCCUCUCAUUAUCCUGGGAUUGUGGACUGCGGAUUGAGGGUGGUUAAAAUGGGCAAAAGCAGUUUGAUGUACGAAGUUGGCAUCUUCCAACGAGGCGACGAGGCUGUCAAGGCAGUUGGUGGAUUCAUCCAAAUUUGGGUGGAUAGGAAGUCCAAUCGGCCGACCAAAGAGGGCAUCCCGGCCCAUGUGAGGAAAGCUCUAGAACCGUUAUUGAAAGGGAGCGAACAGGAGUCUGCACCGAAGGGAAAGCUAUAG